GUUUGAACGCAGAGUGUGUUGACACGGCGCUUGCCGCCAUGGAGGGGGACUUUGGUGCCCGGCUGCAGUUGCUGGAGGCACAGGUGGGGGAUCUCCAGCGCCGCGUCGAGACUGUGUCUGGAGAGGCACCAGCGGGCGACGUGCUGAAACGUUUGCAGACUGUGGAGGAGACCAUCAGCCAGAGCUCAGAGGACAAGCUCCAGGCUUGGCCUGAGGGGAUGUCCGCCGAGCUACAGGCGAGCGUCAAAGCGGUGCUGCAGAAGCUGGAGAAGGGCUUGUCGACAUUGGAGGAGGCCACGAAGCAGCAGACAAAGCAGACGGAGAGCACCCUGACACGCCUGGCUAAGAAAGUGGAGGAGACCUUGCAGAACUCUGCCCUGGAGAUCGGGGACGCGGCGCUGCAAAGCUUGCUGGACCAGGCGGAGAAGAUGCCACGAGUGCGGCCGUUCCCCGCGGACCGCGGUGUGGUACGUCAGGUGUCCCAUGACUGGCAGGCGCGGCUUGCGCUCGCCCUCGCCCUGCAUGGUGCGGCCCAUGUCACCGGCGGCGUCGAUGACCUCGCUGAGGCCAGCACCCUGGGUGCCGCAGCCGGCACAGGGACGCGCGAACCUGCGAGCCAUGUCGCCCGAGGGCAUGAUUGCCAUGGCCAUGCAAAGCCCGCGGGAGCUCGGAGCUUCCCGGGGCCGCAGCGUGGAGCCGGCCAUGCGAAUGGUGCGUCCGGAUGGCUUCGUACAGCCCGCUAUGAUCCCCGUGCAGCUAUCCGGAGCGAUGUCGCCAGCAACGGCGCGCAAGGCAGCACCGCAGGUACAGACAUCGCCACGGGGCCCAGAGUGGCUGCAGCAGCCCCCAGCAGCAUUGCGGCAGGCGAUGCCAAGAGCCUCCAAGCCGCCUGAGGGCCAGCCGUAGAUUUGUCCUCCCCGUUCUUCCGGCCGAAUUGUCUUUGCCCUGAAC
Messenger RNA from Effrenium voratum, 951 nucleotides. Lineage: Eukaryota; Dinophyceae; Suessiales; Symbiodiniaceae. The record is from the annotation of a GenBank genome assembly.